CGCUGCAUCUCCUUCCUGUGAGACUUGACCGAAAAGCGUAAAGACAACGAAGACGCCAUUUCUCACCGUUUUAAUACAUUUGGUUUGAAAUAAUAAUUGAAUCGACGGCACAAAUUAUUAUUAUUUUAUUUAAGUGCAUGAGCGGUUUAUGCUCAACACAAUAUAAUCGGGUCGGUGCCAUAUUCUCCGAUUAUUUUUCGGUCAAAUUCGGCGUAAAUCGUUAGACAUAGGAAAAUGGACGAGACGGACUCGGCAACGAAGGGACUAGUGUUGGACGAUGAGUCCAUAGACGCUGCCGGAGAGCCAGUGGAGGAGGGGGUGGAUUCGGAUACUGAGUCGGAGGCCGAAGUCACCACGAUGACAGUAAUGGGAGAACCGGGGAACAUCGAGAUUGGGACCGAGUCCUUGCCGAACUCUGACGAUGCCGAGACAGCUUUUGCAGAAGUCACAACAGUCACUGUGGGGGAUGUCCAAGCAGCCGAGGACAAUGUGUUCACUGCCACCUCAGCCUCCAUACCAGAGCAUGUUCUUACUGGCAGGACCACCCUACAGAUUGGCGACGGUCUCAAUUCCCAGAAGGCCACUCUGAUAGUGGUUCACACUGAAGGAAUAGUGGACGCAACAGGACUGAAGAACGCUGCAGCCGCCAUGUCCUCUGCCCCCCAGACUCCCCCCACCCCAAUGAAUCCAGGGCAGGAGAAAGAUGGCUCCAAGUACAACUGGGAUCCAUCUGUGUACAACAACGAGCUGCCAGUGCGCUGCAGGAACACCAGCGGCAUGUUGUACAAGAACAGACUGGGCUCAGGUGGAAAGGGACGCUGCAUCAAGCACAGCAACCACUGGUACACGCCCACUGAGUUUGAGGGCAUGUCUGGCCGGGCGAGCAGCAAGGACUGGAAGAGAAGCAUCCGCUAUGCAGGCCGUCCCCUGCAGUGCCUAAUCCAGGAGCGCAUCCUCAACCCCCAUGCCGCGUCCUGCACUUGUGCGGCCUGCUGUGACGACCUCUCGUUGUGUACCAAGGAUAGUCCAUCUUACGCAGGGGAGAACAUUAAUAUGACUGGCCCGGUCAGACUGUUUGUUCCUUACAAGAGACGCAAGAAGGAGAACGAGCAGCCGACCACUCCAGAGAAGAAGGACCUCCCCCUCCCACCGCCCAAGAACAUCACACUGGCACCGGGGGCAACAUUCACAGUGUCUCCGUCAGGCCAGAUCACCACGUCAGGGACCCUGACCUUCGACCGGACGUCUCCCGGGGACGCCACAGCCCUUCUCUCUGAGGGCACGGCACAUGGCGAGGUCUUCACCAGCACAGAAGGUACCUACAUGUUGACAGCGCUACCGGCACUGGCCAUGGCCCCCCAGGCCAAGGUGGAGUCUCCAUCCUCAUCUCCGGGGCUGGUGAACGGGGGGCUGGAGGUGUCUGGGGUCAGGGAGGGCCAGAGGACAUGGCUUUACCUGGAGGAGACGGCCAACAGCCUGCUGAGCACGGUGCAGCAGCUCAAGGCACUGAUCGACCAGGCCAAGCAGGCCUGCCACUGCCAGGCAGGCCAUGAUGCCUUCAGCCAGGACAAGAUCCACGGCAGCAGGAAGGAGUGUACACUCACCCAGCCCUUCCAGAGUCAGAUAUCAUUCCAGCACCCAGAUGACCCAGAGGGGAAGAGAGGCUCAGAAAUUACAGAGAUCAUCAUCAAGCAAAUGUGCGUGAACUGUGGACGGGAGGCCAUGAGCCAAUGCACAGGAUGCCACAAGGUCAACUACUGUUCCACCUUCUGUCAGAGAAAGGACUGGAAGGAGCACCAGCACAACUGCUGCCAGACCAGUGGGGCUGUGGCUGUCCAGGAGGAGGUGCCCAUGUCAACCAUAGACAUGGACAAAGUCAAGGUCUAGCAGGUAUAGACACUGAAAACAGAUUCUGUAAAAACAGCAAAGUCCUCCUUUCAAUACCUUGGAGACUUGAGCAUGGCCUCUCAUUCAGAACUCAGCCAGCUGGAAUUUAAGUGCUGCUGCUGCUCUUUUGAAUACAUCAAAGAUAGUUGCUAGACUUUGUCAUGUCCCUAGAGCAUGCAUUUGAUGAUAGCUGGGAUUUAUUUUACACCAAACAGAGGUUUUGCAGUAUGCUAUUACAUUGUCUCCUGUCUGAAGAAAUAAAUGUGAAGAUUUUGACUCCUGAAAACACAACAUUACACCCCGGGACCUCUGUCAAUGUGUUUCCUCUAACAAAUGCAGCUCCGGGGCCUGUGUGCUUCAGAUGAUCAAGUAUUUGAAGAGUAGUGAUUGCUUCCCUGAACCCACACUGGUGUCUAGUUAGAUUUGUAAAUGUAUCAAUUACUGAAUGACUGUAUGUUUCAAAUGUAGUCCACUACCAGGGUUUAAAAACACAGAAUGCAUGUUGCCGAAAAAAGACUUGCUCUAUCAAUACAUUUAUUUAAUUUAACAUGUUUUAUGUGUUACAUUGGCUCUGUCCUACGUUGAAUGGAGCAGGACAAGCUGGUAAACAACUGUAGGUUAUACACUGCUCAAAAAAAUAAAGGGAACACUUAAACAACACAAUGUAACUCCAAGUCAAUCACACUUCUGUGAAAUCAAACUGUCCACUUAGGAAGCAACACUGAUUGACAAUACAUUUCACAUGCUGUUGUGCAAAUGGAAUAGACAACAGGUGGAGAUUAUAGGCAAUUAGCAAGACACCCCCAAUAAAGGAGUGGUUCUGCAGGUGGUGACCACAGACCACUUCUCAGUUCCUAUGCUUCCUGGCUUAUGUUUUGGUCACUUUUGAAUGCUGGCGGUGCUUUCACUCUAGUGGUAGCAUGAGACGGAGUCUACAACCCACACAAGUGGCUCAGGUAGUGCAGCUCAUCAAGGAUGGAACAUCAAUGCGAGCUGUGGAAAGAAGGUUUGCUGUGUCUGUCAGCGUAGUGUCCAGAGCAUGGAGGCGCUACCAGGACACAGGCCAGUACAUCAGGAGACGUGGAGGAGGCCGUAGGAGGGCAACAACACAGCAGCAGGACCGCUACCUCCGCCUUUGUGCAAGGAGGAGCACUGCCAGAGCCCUGCAAAAUGACCUCCAGCAGGCUACAAAUGUGCAUGUGUCUGCUCAAACGGUCAGAAACAGACUCCAUGAGGGUGGUAUGAGGGCCCGACGUCCACAGGUGGGGGUUGUGCUUACAGCCCAACACCGUGCAGGACGUUUGGCAUUUGCCAGAGAACACCAAGAUUGGCAUUGGCCACUGGUGCCCUGUGCCCUUCACAGAUGAAAGCAGGUUCACACUGAGCACAUGUGACAGACAUGACAGUCUGGAGACGCCGUGGAGAACGUUCUGCUGCCUGCAACAUCCUCCAGCAUGACCGGUUUGGCGGUGGGUCAGUCAUGGUGUGGGGUGGCAUUUCUUUGGGGAACCGCACAGCCCUGCAUGUUCUCGCCAGAGGUAGCCUGACUGCCAUUAGGUACCGAGAUGAGAUCCUCACACCCCUUGUGAGACCAUAUGCUGGUGCGGUUGGCCCUGGGUUCCUCCUAAUGCAAGACCAUGCUAGACGUCAUAUGGCUGGAGUGUGUCAGCAGUUCCUGCUAGAGGAAGGCAUUGAUGCUAUGGACUGGCCCGUCCAUUCCCCAGACCUGAAUCCAAUUGAGCACAUCUGGGACAUCGUUGCACCACAGACUGUCCAGGAGUUAGCGGAUGCUUUAGUCCAGGUCUGGGAGGAUAUCCCUCAGGAGACCAUCCGCCACCUCAUCAGGAGCAUGCCCAGGCAUUGUAGGGAGGUCAUACAGGCACGUGGAGGCCACACACACUACUGAGCCUCAUUUGGACUUGUUUUAAGGACAUUACAUCAAAGUUGGAUCAGCCUGUAGUGUGGUUUUCCACUUUUAAUUUUGAGUGUGACUCCAAAUCCAGACCUCCAUGGGUUGAUAAAUUUGAUUUCCAUUGAUAAUUUUUUGUGAUUUUGUUGUCAGCACAUUCAACUAUGUAAAGAAAAAAGUAUUUAAUAAGAAUAUUUCAUUCAUUCAGAUUGAGGAUGUUAUUUUAGUGUUCCCUUUAUUUUUUUGAGGAGUGUAUAUAAAACACAAUGACAAAUAAAUGACCUUGUUGAUUGUCCUCUUGCUUGUUCCCAAUGACUGCCUGCUGUGAGAGAUUAUGGGAUAUAAUGACCUAAAUAAUUCUGCAGUCACAUUGAUAGAUAAUGACUACUGAGAAUUUCACACGGUUUGUCAUUUUAACAUAUUUUCUAUGUAACUUGCAACAAACCUGCAAACUGCUUUUCAAACCAGCUUGCUUUGAGUUUGACUGGGUGAAAAUAUGUUUUGAUUACAUUGCAACACAGCAAUACAGUCUACAUUUUCAACACAUUUUUCAUUUGUAUAUUUCCACAAGGAUAUUGAUUUGAGAUGGUGAAUGAACUUUGCCCUGAGUCAGGAGUUCAUGCAGGGCAAGAGUUGUCUGACACAUAGGCAACUGCCAUCCACCCACCCACUGUCUCUGGACAUCAUCGUUAAGUAUGUUACUGCCAUGGUUAUUAUUUAAUGGAUGGUGGACAUGAUUGAGAUUAUCAGAGUUUUUCUCAGUGAUAGCUGUCUAAUGCCACACAGCUGCACUGAUGUGUAUUAAUCCAAUGGAUUAAAGCUGUCAGGUGACUGGAGGAGGGGAGGAUGUGUGUGCUGCAUACAGUACGACCCGCUAUCUUUCUGUGAAGACCAACAACAUCACUACUCACCGGAGAACUAGUAUGAAAAAUGAGGGUCAAUUUGAGCAACAGCUACCCGUCCAAAAGAGGGUCCAUUACAUUGAUAAAUUAAGACUGCUGUUCAGGGAUUGGAAGAGUUUUGAGACCCACAAUGACCUACCCAACUUUCUGGGGGAGUCCUCCUGACUUCCUGUGGCCUCUGGAUGCAGUAAUCACAGUAAGCCCUUCAACCAGAGUUUGGGAAUGAAAGGUUAACCUUAUCCAGUAUAUUAAUUUGACAGGUAUGUCCGUUUCAAUGUUUCAGAUAGAGGUCAGUCAUGUUCUCUUGUGAGGUCACCUCGACACAUGCUGUUGUCACCAAUGAGUUCUCUCACUCUCCCCUUCUGUUCCUCGUUUAGUUAGAUUAGAGAACUAACCAAAUAGAAUGACUCAUGGAAGAAAAAUGUUCCUUAUGCAAUGGAGCACUGCACAAUGACCCCGGCCUCAGCUCUCCAACACUGAGCACACAGCCUUGUCUUAACUGGCGUUGUAAUCCCCUGCAUCUGUCAAACUCACGCGUCACUCGCCGUAUCAGGCAUGACUGCUGCUGUACCGCACCGUGGCUGCCCAACCACCACUGGGCUGAGCCUGUGUCCACCGCACAGGGAGGGAGAGUGGAAGGAAAUUAACAGUGGUUCUAAUCUGAUGCCCUGGACUGAGAGCCACUCUGAGUUUGUCCCAUUUGGUAUAUUUGACAAGUACUUCAGCUGCAAGGAAGGGGAGAGGGUGAAGGUAGGGGAGGAAAUUUGCAGAUGGGCCCAUAUGGAUGUGGUGAGACAAAUACCCUCUACCACUUUCCACCUUUAAUGGUGGAUGUGUAAACCCUCUACAAUGUUUUCCCUUCUCCCCUCUAACCCCUAAUGCUUUUCUCAAGGUAGAUU
Messenger RNA from Oncorhynchus keta (chum salmon), 5597 nucleotides. RefSeq names its product DEAF1 transcription factor (gene deaf1). Gene Ontology annotation, biological process: regulation of transcription by RNA polymerase II. The coding region runs from base 235 to 1887 and encodes 550 amino acids. The record is from RefSeq and is a predicted model, not a curated record. Lineage: Eukaryota; Metazoa; Chordata; Actinopteri; Salmoniformes; Salmonidae. The transcript has 13 exons. Gene Ontology annotation, molecular function: DNA-binding transcription factor activity, RNA polymerase II-specific; DNA binding. Gene Ontology annotation, cellular component: nucleus.